AACCCGGAAACGUCCCUUUAAUCUCCAGCUAGCCGACUGCAAGGUGCCGAAAGGCUUCUGCUGUCGAUAGGCAGGCGCGCCGUUCAGGAUCAGGGACCGAUUCACAGAAAUGGAGGAGCGAUCGGGGGGCGUUAAGUGCCAGCUCCUGGACCUGCCGUGGGAGGACGUGCUGGUCACCCACAUAUUCUGCUACCUCCCGCUCCGGCAGCUAGUCAGCCUGCAGAGAGUGAGCAAGCAGUUUCACACUCUCAUCCAGGUCUAUUUGGCUAACUGUCGCUCCUUUGACCUCACGCAGAUAGGGCCUCGGAUGCCAAAGGAGGCCUUCUGCAAUAUGCUGAAAGACAACAAAGUUCUACACAGCCUGGUUCUCCAGAACUGUUCCGAUUGGGUGACAGACAAAGAGCUCCUGCCCGUGAUUGGCCAGAACCAGCACCUGCUGCAGAUUGACAUGCGGGGCUGCGUACGGCUGAGCCGGCACGCCCUGGUGGCCGUGUCGCUCAGCUGCACGCGUCUGCAGCGCCUGGGCCUGGCGCACUGCGAAUGGGUGGACAGUCUGUCGCUGCGCAGCCUGGCCGACCACUGCCGGGGUCUGCGCUCCGUCGACCUGACGGCCUGCCGGCAGCUGAAGGAUGAGGCCGUCUGUUACCUGGCCGGGAAGUGUACUGGUCUCAGGUCCAUCUCGGUGGCGGUCAACGCUAACAUCACCGACGUGGCGGUGGAAGAGGUGGCCAAGAACUGCAGGGACCUGGAACAGCUGGACCUCACAGGCUGCCUGAGGGUUCGGAACGAAUCCAUCAGGACAGUCGCUGAAUAUUGCCCCAAACUGCAGUCCCUCAAGGUCAACCACUGCCACAAUGUCACCGAGUCCAGCCUGGGGGUCCUGCGGCGGAGGAACGUGGCGAUAGACGUGGAGCCGCCCCUGGAGAGGGCUCUGGUCCUGCUGCAGGACGUGGUGGGGUUUGCGCCCUUCAUCAACCUCCAGAUCUAGGCGGGAGCCGGUCAUGUGAUGGUACCUCUGGACCGCUCUGCGUUUUACAGCACUGAAUGGGUAGAUGACUCCAUUUCCAAGAUGACCACAGCUGACCUAUCAGCGGAAAGAUGGAUCAAGAAGCAAUCACGUCAAACGUAUUGUGUCUCUAGCGUGUCGCGAUACCUGCCGCCUGUUCCCUGCAGUAAAUAUGCUGUAAUGCACCGGCUGAUUUACAUCCAAUCGGGGAGGACUUCAUUCUGGCCUCACGCAAGGGCGUACAUAAGCCAGCGUAGUAGUUAAACUCUACAUCACACAGGACUGUAGCUUUAAUUUCAGUACAUUAACUGGUAGUGCCUGGUAUCUAGUUACUGUGAUUAGUGGGCAGUUAUUUAGUAAAUGUAAUAUGGGGAAACAUGCUUUGAAAACAGUCUUAUGUAAAGUUUGCUGAAUCUUCAAAAGACUGUGUGAUGUGUUUUUGCAGUACCGUCCUCUUAAAACUAGUAAUAGUGACAGAAAACAUUAUUCUCAACCCUGGAUACUCAGGUGCAAGGUGAAACUUUUUUUUAAUUAUUAUUAUUGCAUUUCUUUAAAGAUGUUCGCAUCAUUUUUUGUUUACACAUCAAUGUUAGCUUAGAAUCUGUCUUGCAUGAAUACUUUCACAUACUGUCAGGUCCGGUCUUGAUUUUAUAUGAAGAAUGAAUUGAAGAUAUACAAAAGAAACUGUGCUUCUUUUGAUUUAAUAUUUAUGUUGUAAAUGUUUUGAGCUUUAAGUUUCAGUGUAAUGACUGUUUUGUUUGCUUAUACUUCCAGAACACAUGAACAGCAGAUGUCAUUUGAUGCCUGUUAAUUUGAAACGAACUUGAAUUUCAAAGGAUUCAAUGUGUAUGUAAUAUACUGUAAAUCUUUUUAUUGAAAACAUGAAAGUAAUUUUGAACAGUGUAACAUUUAUGGAUUGGGUAAUAUGAAAAAUAUUAAUCUUAAUAUGUAACUGCUUCUGUAACUGGCUGUGUGUGUAAAGUCUUAUUUAUGACCAGGAUUUUAUGUUGUUUGUCUCAAUUCAUUGCUAUUCAUAGAUGCAAAGACGACUUAUUGUUCAUUUAAAAGUUUGUAUUUGAUACAGUGAUACAGCUAUGAACUGUAUUGAUCAGUAUGUUAUACCUCUCAUUGAAUCUGUGCUUUUAGGAAGUGGCGGCCAGCAUUUCAGAUAUUCUGCCAGCUGACCUAAAAAGUGGAAAUCUCCAAGGUGCAAAAGCAUUUUGAGGAGGUCCUCACUUGUUGUAUAACUUCAACACUCAGUGUGCACUAAAUCAGCGAUUCUCAACCCUUUGGUCGCGACAAGUUCUGAAAGGGCCGGGAGGCAGACCUGGAAAUAUAAGCAUUUUAAAACUAGCAAGCUGUUUUAAUCAACGAUCAGAUUUCCCAGCCCCGCUCCUAGAAUUAACCUAUAUAAACGGCCGGGUCUUGGGUCUGCAAAUGCUUAGCGCAAAACUAGCGAACACUCAUCCACUCCAAGAAGCCAAAGUACAGAUGCUUAAUUUAAAAUUCACUGGCACAUCCAAUCAGAUUUGUGCGAUAGGCAUUGAUUGGCGUAAAUUGCAUAAUGCACUGCAUGCUUGAUCAUAGCGUUAAUUUAAACCUAUACUUGACAUAGGGUCGCGACUGAGCUGGUAUGGUAAAAAUUGGAUCGUGGUGCAAAAAAGGUUGAGAACCACUGUGCUAAAUAAUGUACAUUUAUUUGCGGGGACUAAAGAAUAUUUUAGGGCGGCCAACUCCCCCAAAAGUAGUCCUAGCGACGCCCGUAUUAACACUUACAUUUUAAGUAUUAAGUAUUAACAUCUUCUUUGCAGCUGUGCACCUAUAACACAUUGGUAUUAACUACUAAUUAUCUAAGAUACUUCCGGAGUUUGUGAAAGUAUAGGUGUCCCGUCCGGGAUACUGAGACAAUGCAGAAGUGUUUUUCAAAACCAGGGACUGAAAUUCUGUAGACGGUUUGGUGAUUGGGCAGUGACGGCUCUGUGACUAUAGCUCCCUCUACUGGUGUUUUGCAUUUAUUAUCACAUGUAUUUAUCAAGUAUGUACAGAUUUUUUUCUGUUUAAAUAGGCCUAUUAAAUCAAUACAUUAUAUUUAAA
This is a messenger RNA of Paramormyrops kingsleyae, 3100 nucleotides long. RefSeq names its product F-box and leucine-rich repeat protein 15 (gene fbxl15). Lineage: Eukaryota; Metazoa; Chordata; Actinopteri; Osteoglossiformes; Mormyridae. The record is from RefSeq and is a predicted model, not a curated record. Gene Ontology annotation, cellular component: cytoplasm. Gene Ontology annotation, molecular function: protein binding.